Cephus cinctus (wheat stem sawfly) is the source of this 881-nucleotide messenger RNA. RefSeq lists its product as uncharacterized. The record is from RefSeq and is a predicted model, not a curated record. NCBI's taxonomy places the organism in Eukaryota, Metazoa, Arthropoda, Insecta, Hymenoptera, Cephidae.
UAGAAUCCCGAGAAGGUCAGAAUAAUAGAACGGAAUCACCGAAUACUAAUUAUUCGGGUAUCAAUAUAGUGGAACGAUUAGUGGAACACUUACGCGGUAGUAAAAUAGAUCUUCCAAUAUCAAAAUUUUCUGAUAUUCAUGAAAAAAAUCCUCAGCAAUUUUUAAAAGAGCUUGAGCGGUAUUGUCAGGUCAAAGAUGUGACUUCUGAAAAUCAAUUCACUGUGAUAGAAAUGUGUUUAAAAGGAAGAGCUUUAAAUUGGUUUCUUAUAAAAAAGGAUGAAUUUAGGAAUUACCGGGAUUUUGAAAUAAAAUUUGAAGAAGAGUUUUAUUCCGUACCUGUUAGGAUUAGAUUGAAGAGUAGGUGGCAGGAAAGACGAUAUAAAUUAUCUGAUGGUAAUAUGCUAACAUAUUUUUAUGAACAAGUGAAAGCCGCACAAUAUUUGUCUCCACGGAUUGGUAAUUAUGAGAUUCAUUAUACUAUUAUUCAGCAAUUGCCCGUUCGUGUUCGCGAGAUUUUGGUCACCGUCGAUUACGCGGAUGCUACUAUUAUUGUGCAAGCUCUAGAACAACUUGCUAAAUCUCGGAAAUGGGAAGCGGAAAGAAAUAAGGCUGGUCCAAGUAAAAUCCAAAAUGAAGUACCUAACAAAAGAAAUAUUGGUCAAAUUAAUUUAAUUGAAGCUAGACAGAAUGUUGCACCUUAUAGUCGUCGUCGUAGGGGGAAUGCUAAUUGGAACAAUCAAAGUGAGAAUCGAGGUGGGCAAGGUUCGCAAUCGCAGGGGGCACAAAAUAGUAGCCUUCCUGACACACGAUUCCCCCCACCGCCGAUUACCAAUUUUGGAUCACAAAAUCAAAAUAAUAUACAAAAGAAUAAUUUAAACUAA